UGCUGAGAGAACGGCUUCUUAGCAAUUCUGGGGUUGUGCCUUAUAUAGAAAACGAAGUCUUUGAUUAUUGACGCUGUAACUGUAGUACAUUUAUAAUACGCAUAUAUUUUUUUUACGGAUUUCAGACGGGUAUGACGGACACUGUUGCGCAUCAUGGAUGUCAGGAGAGUGGCAUGAAAGAAAAUGGCUACUUUAAAAAGGGAUCUAAUCCAUUUGCCCAGACUGGCCGCAGCAAACUUCAGAACCAGCGAGCAUCUCUGAAUCAGCAAAUCAUCAAAGAAAUGCGUUUACGAGCAGGAGCAGAAAACCUCCUUCAAGCUUCAAUAAAUGGCAAGGUGCGAGAGAUGGUUUUGCUGGAACUGAGCUACGUGAACUCCAACCUGCAGCUUUUAAUGGAGGAAUUAGAAACCCUGAACAGCUCAGUUGAGAUAUACCAGGAAGUUAAAGAUACCUCCAGCAUUCCAUUAAUUCCUCUGGGACUGAAGGAGACAAAGGAAGUUGAUUUUUCAGUUGUUUUCAAGGACUUUAUUUUGGAGCACUACAGUGAAAAUGGUUCAAAUUAUGAAGAGGAAAUUGCUGAUCUCAUCGAUCUACGUCAGGCUUGCCGAACUCCAGGAAGAAAUGAAGCUGGUAUUGAUUUGCUUGCUAGCUACUUCAGCCAGCUUGGAUUUGUGGAAAACAGAUUCUUUCCACCAAGCAGACAGAUGGGAAUUUUUUUUACAUGGUAUGACUCUUUCACUGGUGUACCCGUUUGCCAGCAGAAUAUUUCUCUGGAGAAAGCCAGUAUCCUUUUCAAUAUUGGUGCUCUGUACACACAAAUUGGCACACGGUGUGAUCGACAAACCAAGUCAGGCCUAGAAAAUGCAAUCAGUGCCUUUGAAAGAGCUGCAGGUACACUAAACUAUCUCAAAGAGGCUUUCACACACACUCCCAGCUAUGAUAUGAGCCCAGCCAUGCUGAAUGUACUGACCAAGAUGAUGUUAGCUCAAGCUCAGGAAUGCAUUUAUGACAAAAUUGUACUUCCUGGCAUAAAAAAUGAAUAUUUUUCCCUUUUAAAAAUGGCACAAGAAGCAGCAAAGGUCAGUGAUGUGUAUAGUGUGGUGUACCAAGCAAUGACUCAGAUGCCAGUUAAAGACAAUAUUCCUUUCCUUUGGUCAAGUAUGGCUCAAGUAAAAUUAUACAACUUCAUGGCUCUUGCAAAUUAUUUUGUCGCUGUGGCACUGCUCGAUCAUCAAUUAAGUCCUGAUUGUGAUGAAGAUCUGCAUGAAAAAACACUCACACAACUUUAUGACUGCAUGCCAGAAGGACAUUUACCCUUCAGCCUCCUGAAAAAUCAUGAUAACCGCAAGAGCUUAGGUAAGUCUCAUCUGCGCAAAGCAAUCACGGGUCAUGAGGAUGCCCUAAGAAUAUACAACUUAUGUCGGGAUUUGAAGAGGCUGGAAAUCCUUCAGGAGAUACUGUUAGUCUGCCAUAAGCGUUCUUUAGACAAAUAUUCCCAAUGUGAAAAGGAGGAGGAUUUCUUUGACUACAUUGAAGCACCUGAAAUUAACUCCAAAACCGAGCAAAAAUCUGAGAUAGUGGUGCCAGCAUCCAUUAAGAUGAAAGUCAGAGAUUUGUUCCAAAAAUUGGGCCCUCUAUCAGUAUUCUCUGCCAAGCAGCGAUGGACAGCCCCUCGAAAAAUACACAUAAGCCCAGAAAAUGGAAAUCUUGGCUUCACACUUCAAGGUGGUUCUCCAGUUAAUGUUAAGUCUGUAAACCCAAUGUGUAUGGCUGCUACAGAGGGACUGAAGGAAGGUGAUUUUAUUGUUUCAGUAGAAGAUGUAGACUGCAAGUGGAAAAGUGUCAGUGAAGUCAUGAAAAUGUUAAAGGAUAACAGUAACAAGGGAUUUGAUAUGAAAGUUAUCAGCCUUGCGGAAAACACUCUCUCUAUGCCCAACAAAAGUGCCACAUACUGUGGCGGACUGCCAAAAACAUAUUCAAUGAUAUGUCUUGCCAUGGAGGACAAAAGGAAUUUAAAAACGACCAAAGUGACCAAAAAAUUGUCAUUCCUGAGUUGGGGCAUGAAGAACAAACAGAAAGCAGCAAGCACAAUUAGUCUUCCUUCAGCUGUUGCAGAUGCACCACAAUUAAGCAAACCGCUGUCUGCCACCUUCCAGAUGACAACAAAUAAUAGUGCUCUCUACUAGUAUUAAAAAAUGAAUUAUUUCUUAUUGAUUUAGAAGGGACUGUGAACUUUAAUAUCAUUUAAUAUAUUCAAAUGUUUCAAAUUGUAUUAAACAAAUUAUGUUCAUUGUGAUAUUGUAGAUUAUAUGCACAUGUAUAUAUACAUAUGUAUUUAUAUAUACAGUGUGCAUGUGUGUAUAUAUAUGUCCAGCCAACAUGUAUAACUUUCAUAGUUUAUGAUGAUGAUUUGCUUUGUAUGUAUCUGGAAUGAAUUUUUCCCCAGGCAAUUUGAAUGAGCUUGGGGAGUGCACCAAUAAUACUUUAGCUUUCUGAUGACUAUUUGGACUGUUCUUUUUAGGCCUUGGGUCCAGCAUCAUGUAUGCUGCAUCAAUGCCUGGUAUGCUUACACCAUAUGCAUUUUAGAUAAAGCUUGCUGAAAUGCUAAAUGAUUUAUGGUUUCUCUGGUUAUUGCACUUUAGAUAACCAUUUUGCAAAUUAUUGCUAACACUUUGCUACAGUAGGUGUUAGUGUUAAGACUUCUACAGAGUAGAUAAUACUUUUAACACUAUUUGAUACUCAAAUAGCAUAAAAGCAUAAAAGAAAAGUAGUUUCUGAAAGACCAAUUCCUGUCCUACCAUUUUAAUUUUGUAUAUUCAUUGUGCAUUGAAAAACUAUUUUGUUUUUGUUUUAUAUUAAUGUUUUUUUAUUGUAUUUUGAUAUAGUUAUUUUUGUGUGUUUAAUUUAAUAAAAUGCCAAAUUUAACGAGA
Molecule: messenger RNA, 2930 nt
Organism: Erpetoichthys calabaricus (reedfish)
Lineage: Eukaryota; Metazoa; Chordata; Cladistia; Polypteriformes; Polypteridae
Gene: rhpn2
Product: rhophilin, Rho GTPase binding protein 2
Exons: 15
Coding region: 132-2186 (684 amino acids)
Biological process (GO): signal transduction; negative regulation of stress fiber assembly
Molecular function (GO): protein binding
Source: RefSeq, a predicted model, not a curated record